AUGAAAUCUCUUAGUGAUGCUUUAAAUUUAAAAUCGCAUGAACCAGCAAGAAUUCUAAUCAUUUCUAUUGAAAAUACUCAGAAUGAAGCUGAUUGGCUAUUUAAUUCAAUUCCAGUCUUAAAUUCAAUUCCAAAUAACGCGAUUAUAUAUCGAAUUACGUUAAGCGAAUCAAUUGCAGAUUAUACAUCAUUUACUGCUCAAUUUGGAUACUUUCAACCUACUUCAUUAUUCGUUUUUGGUCCACAUUCAACUCAGAUUUCGAAAUGCUGGAUAUCAAAUUACCCAAAUCCAGAAGAAUUUGCAAGUUACUUAGCAGAAAUAAGAAUUGAUUCAUUCCAACAAUCAGAAUUAAUUGAAAAUAACGAAAAAUCUGCAAAAAAGGUUAUUAUCUAUGCUCGCGGUCAAAAAUUUUCAAAAAAUCAUACAUUUUAUGAGACAGAUAGUGUAUCUGUAUUACAUAAAUGGCUUGAUGAAGAGUUUGGACCAGGAAAUAAUUUUAAAAUUAGUACCUCAUCUGAAUUACUUCCAAAAGACAGUAAUUUGUCAUUAGCUAACUUAGGGAUAGUACAUAGUGCUGUGCUUUUCCAAGAAUUUACAAGAUCAAAACCAAAUAAGAUUGAAAGGAUUAAUACAUCAUGUAACUUCUCGAUAUCAAGAUUUCUAUCCAAGAUAUACAUGCUCUUUCAGUUUUGCAAUCCAUUUUCAAACUUUUCCGACGAAGAUGAGUGCUUUUUCAAUAAUAUCUUUGAAUAUCAUCCUUCUACUAAUCCUGAUAUCGCUGCUGUUCUUUCAGAGAAUAUAUUGCACGGAAACUUAUAA
This is a messenger RNA of Trichomonas vaginalis G3, 819 nucleotides long. RefSeq lists its product as uncharacterized. Lineage: Eukaryota; Parabasalia; Trichomonadida; Trichomonadidae. The transcript has a single exon. Bases 1 to 819 code for a protein of 272 amino acids. The record is from RefSeq and is a predicted model, not a curated record.